Schistocerca serialis cubense is the source of this 1899-nucleotide messenger RNA. RefSeq lists its product as uncharacterized. The coding region runs from base 1 to 1899 and encodes 632 amino acids. The transcript is spliced from 3 exons. The record is from RefSeq and is a predicted model, not a curated record. Lineage: Eukaryota; Metazoa; Arthropoda; Insecta; Orthoptera; Acrididae.
AUGCCGAGCGAGACGGACGCACGCGCCGAGCGCUCCGCUCCCGAGGCAGCUAAUGCGCUUCCGACAGCUCCAGCGGACAGGGCCGCGUCCCUGUACGCUAACGGGGUCGAGUUGAGUACAUCAGUUUCACUACCGAGUGUUUCUGAUAGUACUCCUCCCCCGACGAGCGUCGACCGUGCUCACGCCUAUCGCGUCACUCGCGAAAGUGAAACCGCGAUUUCGAUCUCUCGCGAGUGUUGUGCGUCGUUGCAGCAGCCGCUGGAGACGCCCGUGGACGCCCCCACAGCGCAGCAAGACAGCGACGAAGCACUCCAGCUUCUGGUGAGUCUCAUGCCGCACGCAGCCGCUGCACCCCUCGGAGUCGAUUCCGAUAGCGACGAAGAGGAAAUGCAGACAGAGCAGACGCCGGCAGGCUCACAAGCGUCAACGUCACGUGCCUCGAGGAAGAGGCAGAAGUCCGACGACGACUCCUCAGCCCCGGACACGCGCAAGUUCCGCAAGGAAUACGCGCAAAACGGCACCAAAGCCGGGACAAAAACUCUCCGCCGCACGCCGAAGUCCAAAGUGGACAAUGACGGCUUCGUAACUGCAACGAAGACCGCAAAAGCCACACGACAACCCACAGCAGCACCAGUAGGCACGAGCAACAGCUUCCUAGCACUUAGUGACUCGGAAGACGAGGAGCUGACACUGCUACCGCCGCAGCAGCGUCGCGCACUGCCGCCGCUUAUAGUAAAGUUCGAUGGCCACUUUCGUGAGCUGCAGAACGCUCUGAACUUACUGAUUGGCAAGGACAGCUACACCAUCAGCGCGACAGGCGAUGACCUUCACAAAGUGAAGGUGAAAACCACCGAACACUUCGUAAAGGUCAGCGAGGAAUGCACCAGACGGGGCUGGAACUUCUACACCUUCAGCUCCAACAGGAAGAAGCCCCUGAAGGUUGUAUUCCGCAAAAUACCGCGCACCAUGAAACCAGAAGAGUUGAAGGAAGAUCUGGAACAAAUGGGCUACUGCGUUGAAGAAGUCAUAAGAAUGAAACUUCAUCGCACCAAGGGACGCAACCCGCUCUUCCUGGUAAUUGCAAACAACACGGCGGAAAACCGGAAGCUUUUCCAACUCAAGCGGAUAGGCAACUUGGAAGUGUGCGCAGAAGUGCUUCGCAACAAAGCUGCAUACGCUCAGUGCUAUCGCUGCCUGGAACUCGGCCACUCGACUAAGUACUGUGGAAUGCCCGAGUAUUGUGUUAAGUGCGAGGUUGCACAAAACACAAAACGUUUGCGGCUCGCGCCCGCGGAAACGAAGCGCAGCAGCGAAGAGUUUCAGCGGGAACAUCGCACCCACGUGGAGCCCCAACGCACAGCCACAGCCAGACAAAGAGGAAACGCGGCCGUCGAGGCCGCGCAUCCGGCCGAGCACAUUCCGAGGCGGUCGUCAACCUCGCCCAGCAGCGCGGGAACUCCGACGCCCGGAACAAAGAGCGGCAGCCACCCCGCAGGCGGCCGCAGAACACGCCACCAGCAACGGAGCGCGAUGGCGGACAGGCUCCGCCCGCCGCCUCACAGCAGGCAGUUCCCCCGCCUGCGCCCCUACCUCGGCAAGCAGCUCCUACCACCGCGCCUCGCCGUAACGGAGCGGACCAAUCAGCGCCGCCCGUCCCGGACCGGUCCAGCAUGGCCGACUUCCCCGAACCGCGAUGGCGCCGGCAGCGGCCAAUCACCGGCCAGCAGCCUGCUGCAGCAGCCCACACCAACGGCGGCCAGCAGCCCAGCGGAAACCAGGCCACGCGCGACGGCCAUUCUGUCGGGCCCCGACAAAAUGGCGUACACACCGUCCGCCAUGAUGUCGGCCCCCGACAAGAUGGCGACCGCAUCGACCGUCUCCUUGACACGAUGCAACUAA